UUUCUUCGAAUUUAAUUAAAAAGUUUCGAACACAAAUUUGAGAGAACCCAGAAUGCCAAGCUGGCAAUACAACUGCUAAUUUUCCCGCUAAAAACAAAAACAAUGUCCUCCAUGUAAAAUUUGAACUUCAAAUUGAAACUCGUUACUCUGCUAUAAAAUAACAGACUGAUCACUUCAAAAAUAAAGUUUUAAUGAUAGCAGAUAAAAUGGAUGAAGGAGAAGUUGAAAGUCAACAAAAAGAAUGUAUUUUAAAUCCAGAUGGAAGUAUAACUUUGGAUGAUGUAACAAUUCCUCCAGCUCCUACACCUGCAUUAACUGUUGAUGCCACAAAGGAAAGAUUAAUUAUCACUGACUUAUUAGUGAGAGAUUUUAAGUCGUAUGCUGGAAGUCAUACUCUUGGACCUUUUAAUAAGAAUUUUUCUUGCAUCGUUGGACCAAAUGGCAGUGGGAAGUCAAAUGUCAUUGAUGCUUUGCUAUUUGUAUUUGGAUACAGAGCUCAACGAAUACGUUCAAAGAAAGUUAGCGUCCUGAUCCAUAAGAGUGAUAAAUUUACUGAUCUCACCAGUUGUUCUGUUACAGUAAAUUUUGCAAUGAUUAAAGAUCAAGGUGAUGAUUGUAUUGUUCUUCCUGAUUCAAAAUUUUGUGUGACAAGAACAGGCCACAAAGACAAUAGUUCAACGUAUGAAAUUAAUGGUCGACGAGCUCAAUAUAAGGAUGUGGCAAAUCUGCUGAAAAGUUAUGGCAUUGAUUUAGAAUAUAACCGUUUUAUGAUUUUGCAGGGUGAAAUUGAAUUGAUAUCCAUGAUGAAGCCUAAAGGUGUUACUGAUCAGGAUACUGGAAUGCUUGAAUAUAUUGAAGACAUUAUUGGUUCAAAUCGUUUUAUCAAGCCAAUUCAGCAUUUUAAUGAAAAAAUGGAAGCAGCCAAUGAAAAGAGACUUGAGAUGUUAAACAACUUAAAAAUUAUAGAAAAAGAGAGAGCAGAUGCAGAAAAGCCCAGAAACAAAGCCCUGGAAUACUUAGAACUGGCAAAUAACUUAACACUAAUGCAAAAUUCUGUUCUUCAAGCUGAAAUAAAGGCAAGUACUGAAGCUGGUGAAAUACUCAGUGAUAAAAAGAAUGGUCUUGUUCAAAAGACAAAUGAAUUAUCUACAUCCUUAAAUGAAGUAGAAGAUAUAAAGAACCUGAAAGAAAAUGAUUUGGAAAAGAUUGUAAGGGAAUAUGAAAAUUGCUUGAAAACAGUUGAAGAACACCAAGUACAGUUUACCAAGUUGGAGCAUACAGAUGCUGCUUGUAGAGAAAAUUUAAAGAAUAAUAAAGAUAAAUUGAAAAAGUUGGCAAAAAAUUUAGAAACUGAAGAACUUAAGAUAUCAAAAUUGAAAAAACAGCCGGAAACAUUAAAAGGAGAAAUUUCUGAGUUGGAAGAAAAGAAAAAGAAAAUUGAGGCAACAAAAGCUGUUGAAGAGGAUAAAUUAACAGAACUGAUGGGUAGUAUGAAAGAUGAAAUUCAAGGAUUUCAAGAAGAAAAAGAUAGUCUAGAAAAAGAAUUAGUUCAGCUGAAAGAUACAGUGAAUCAAAAGAAAUCUGAGUUGGAUUUGGCUCAAUCUGAAUUGGAUCUUUGUUUAAGUUCAGAAAGAAAGGAAAUUGAAAAAUUAGAAUCUAUGCAAACUGACUAUGAUAAAGUUACUUCUUUAAUUCAGGAUGAAGACAGAGCCAUUAAAAAAGCAAAUGAAAGAUUACCUGAAGUUCAGUGUAAAUUGAAAUCAGCAAAAGUGGAGUUAGUUGAAAAAGAAAAGAACGAAAACACUCUUAAUGAAGAAUUGAAGCACUUGCGAAUUAAACUUGAUGAGACUACAAAUUCCUUAAGUUCUUCACAGAAUCGAAGUACUUUGACCAAAGCCUUCUUAGAUGAGAAAAAGAAGGGUAGACUAACUGGAGUUUAUGGGCGACUGGGAGAUCUUGGAGCUAUUGAUCCGAAAUAUGACAUAGCUAUAUCUACAGCUUGUGGACCUUUAGAUAACAUUGUUACAGAUACUAUAGAUACUGCUCAAGAUUGUGUUGAAUAUUUGAAACAGAAUAACUUAGGAUAUACUACAUUUAUAGCAUUAGAUAAGAUGAAGAUUUACGAACCACACACCAAAGAAAAAAUGUCUACCCCAGAAAAUGUUCCACGAUUAUUUGAUCUGAUAACAGUGAAAGAUAAGAACAUUUUGCCAGCUUUUUACUAUGCCUUAGGGAAUACAUUGGUUGCAAAGGAUCUUGAACAGGCAACAAGAGUUGGUCUACAGGGAGAUACUCGCCACAGAGUUGUAACUUUGAAGGGAGAACUCGUUGAUGUAUCAGGUACAAUGAGUGGAGGUGGAGGAAAAGUUCUUAAAGGUCGAAUGGGACAAUGUAUUGUUGAAAAUGUGUCUCAAGAAGAAGUUGAUCAGCUUAACAAGGAAAUUAAUUCUAUAGUUUCUAAACUAGCUGAUAUUAAGAGAACAAAAAAGGAGCUAGGAGAGCUAGUUGAACAAGCUACUAAGGAGAUAGGCACUUUGCAACUUUCUAUUAAAAAAAGCCAGAUGAAUUAUGAUGGCUAUAUUGAUCAAGAAAAGAGCUUAAAACAUCAAAUUUCUGACCAAGAGAAGAAUAUUGUUGCUGCUGCCCCUGAUAAAAAGCUAGUUAAAAAGCUUGAGAAAGAGAUUGCUCAGCAUCAAGAAAAUUAUGCUAAAGCUACAAGCACAGCCUCUGUGGUCGAAAAUAAAGUUAAAAGCAUUCAAGAUCAAAUUCUGGCCGUGACAAAAGGAAAAUAUGGGGCCGCUCAAAAGAAAAUUGAUUCUUUGGCAAAGGAAAUAGCUUCAAUAACUCAAAAUAUUACCAAAAAUUCUGCUUUACUGAAAAAUUCUGACAAAAAUUUAAAGAAAGCAGAAGAGAAAAUAGCAUCACUGAAGGAAGAAAUAGAAAAGUGUGAUAAAGCAAAAGAAUCACUAAAGGAAGAAUUAAAAACCUUGGAAACAAAAGGAGCUGAAGUUACUCAAAAGAAAAGUGUUGCAGAGGAAGCAUUAAGGGAGCAAGAAGAACUGAAAAUGAAAGUAUCUGUGGAAAUCAAAAGUCUCACUAAAGCUGUUACUCAAGUCAAAAGUGAAAUUCUAGAUCUAAAAAAUCAGGUUAAAUUAACUGAUAUAGAAAUAAAAACAAAUGAAGGUCGAAUUAAAGGUUUCAAAUCACAGCUGUCAAAACUUGAGUUGCAGCAAAUUGAGGAUGAAUCAACUGAAUUACCUGUUUUAACAUCUGAAGAACUGGAUGAAGUUAAUGUUAACAAAAUGAACUAUAAAAUUGGUGAGCUUCAAAGCAGAGUUAAAGAAAUGAAUCCUGAUUUAAGAGCUAUAGAGGAGUUUAAGAAAAAGGAAGAAAUGUAUAGGGCGAAACUGAAGGAUUUGGAAAUGGCAGUUGCUGAGCGAGAUCACUUCAGACAACAUUACGAAACUCUGCGCAAAUUUAGAAUGCAAGAAUUCAUGAGAGGCUUUAACAUUAUUACAUUAAAAGUUAAAGAGCUUUAUCAAAUGAUGACUUUGGGAGGUGAUGCAGAAUUAGAGCUUGUUGAUUCACUUGAUCCAUUUUCAGAAGGAAUAGAAUACAGUGUUCGACCACUAAGAAAAUCCUGGAAAAUGAUUCGCAAUCUAUCUGGUGGAGAAAAAACUCUUAGUUCUUUAUCUCUAGUGUUUGCAUUACAUUAUUAUAGAACAACUCCAUUUUUCGUGAUGGAUGAAAUCGAUGCCGCUUUGGAUUUUCGAAAUGUAUCCAUCAUAGGAUCAUAUAUUAAAGAUCGUACAAAAAAUGCUCAAUUUAUUGUUAUAUCUUUGAGAGAAAACAUGUUUUUGCUGGCUGAUCAUUUGGUAGGAAUUUAUAAAACAAACAAUCGCACCAAAAAUGUAUAUCUCAGUCCUCCAACUGAAACAGGUGAGAGUGAUUCUAUAUCUGAAUUAACAAAAGGUAGAAAAACUAACAAUGUAAAUGAAACUUCGAAAAAUGGACGAGCAACUCGAGUGACUUUCAAAUCACCCGAGAAAGAAAAUGAAACUCGAACUACUCAAGGAACACCUCGAAAUUCUCUUCAAAAGAUUUCACAAAAUACUGAACGAAUAAGCACUCCUCCAGUUUUACACAAUCAUAGUACAGGUGAUAGUUUACUCAUUUCAACUCCAACAAAAACUCCUGAUAAAUCUAACCUCGAUGAAAACAGACUGCACACUUCAUUGGAAUCGAUUGAAAACGUAAUUCCUCUUAAUGAGGAUGACAGUCUUAUAAUUGGAGUGGAAACUGAAAAAGAAAAUAAUUUAAAUGAGAGCGACAGUUUUAUUAUUGCUGAAAAAUGCUAACAAAACUUUUGUGCUUAAAAAAAGUAGAAUAUGUUUGUUUCUGUGUCAUAUAGUAGAGUCUUGAUAAUCAGGACCCAAUUUGGAUUACUAAAAAAUUUAAUAAGGACUUUUCUUUUAUUAAAUGAAUAUAUUUUAAGCAUUGAAUUCAUGCAAUAAGAAGAAACAAUGAGUUUUAGUGUGAAUAAAUUGAAUUAGUCUUUAAUUUUGUUCAAUGGAAUUUUUUUAUAGUACUUUUUUUGUUCUGACAUUCUGCUUCUAGCAGUGUUCCCUCACUAGAGCAACAGCUGUUUUAUUAUAAAAUGCAUUUAGAGCUACAGUGUUUUUUGUGAGAAAAAUAAUUUUCUGUAUAAAAACAUUUACAUUUUCAAUGUUUAAAUGAUUUUUACAAUUAAGAUGGUGAAUUACUUUGUAACAGCCAGUUACUUUACUUGCUUAAAUGCACUUGAAACUGCAAUGUUUUUUGCAUGACUAAUAAUUUUUUUUAACUUUAAGCACUCAAUGUUUCAAUAUGUGAUGUUAUCAAUAACUGAAUGUUGUUUGCAGGUAACAAAGUGAAUUAUUAAAAGUCUGAUAUUUUACCACUUUUCCUUAACCUAAAUCAAUUCAUGUUUAUUAAUAGGAACAUAUUUUCUAAUCUAUCAUUUAAGUUAUAGAUAGAUUAUAUGUAUCAAAUAAGCAAUAAGUGGCAUCUCAAUAUUUAUGUAGUAGAACUUUCUUUUUAAAUUUUUUUCACAUUUCUGACACACCUUGAAUUAUUAAGACUCUACUAGAUUCUGUUUACCUGAUGAAAUACUUUUUGGAAUAAGUAUGUCAUAUUUUUAUUACCAUAUUUAUAUGUAUCUUUUAAACAUCUUAUUUAUAUGUAUAUUUUAUAUAUUCAUAUUUAUAUGUAUUUUUUUAUCAUCUUUUAAUAAUACAUUUGCAACUGGCAUCUAAAUGUUCACCUAAUUAAAAUUAUUCAUCAUACUAGUUUUAAAUGGAAUUGGAUUCAGUGAUUUUUAAAACUAUACUGAAUGCAUUCAAUUUUCACUUUUAUUUCAAUUUUCAUAAAAAAAAUUAGUCAUUUAUAUGCAAUUCUAUGAAUCUAAUUUAGUGUACUCAUUGUAAUUUUUUUUUGUAGCAGAAACAAUUUUAGUAGUGAAAGUUGAAAAUUUUAAGAAUUUUUCACUGAUACCAAUGAACACUGUAAUUAAUAAUAUGUGAUUAGAAAAAAAAAUUUGAAUACAGAUCUUGCUACAAAUUUUCAGCAGUUUAAACAGUGUUGAAUAAUUUUUAAAUAAGAAGGGGACAUUCCUAUGAAAAGAAAGUUAAUGUUGAUUAGACUUAUUUUUGAUUCAAUCAUGCCUAUUUUACUUUGAUUUUAUAAUAGUUUAUAGAAGCUAAACUGCUAAGUUUGCACAAUUCUGGUAAUUAGUGUCAGAUAAAAUUGAAAAUUACUGAAAAGGGUUGACAUAACAUUAUAUUCAGGCUUAUAUGUAAGUAUUUUUCUAAAAUUGUAAAUUGAAAAAUAAAAAGUCAUUUAAUAAUUAUACAAAUUUUAUUAGGACUAAGGGUCUACAACAAAUUGUCUUUUAAACUUCUUCAUUCUUUCAUAUGGUAGUUUCAUAAAAUUGUCACCAUAAAUUUUGAAUACAUUUUCUCCUAAUGUGAAACAAAAGAUGCUACCUUUUUUCGGUACAGCUAAAAUGGGGAAAAAAAAAGUCAAGAUAUCAUUAGAAAACAUUCACUUGUUGGCAAGAAAUGCAUGCAUCCAAAAUUUAUUUAAUGGGAAACUAUUUGUAUAUAUAACCAUUUUACAUGAAUGCUAGUAAGUUUUUGUAUCUCUCACAAGCAAUGAAUUAUAAACAAAUCAUUGAAGAACGGUAAUACAGAGUGUUCCGUAUAUGUUUGGACAAACUUCUAGGCACAUCAUAAGGAUUAAGAAUUACCUAGGAAACCAGGGCAGUAAAUGUUAUCGUAUGCCGCUAAAGGCACUUUCCUAUUAUGAACUGUUACAUAGUGUGCUUUUGAACAUCAGGUACUUUUAUUUAUCUAAAUUAUUGUCAAAAACUGCUUUUAAAUAGGUAUAGUAUUAAGUGCUUUAUCUUAACCUAAUGAUUUGUCGACGACUCCAUAAUAGGAAAGUGCCCCUAGCAGCAUAAGAUGACUUUUAUGGUCAUAAUUUCUUUGGUAAUUCUUUAUCCUUAUGGGUUGUGCAAAUUCCCCUAGAAGUUUGUUGCAAAAUUUAUGGAACACUUUGUAUACUAAUUCUAGUUCUUGUAUUUAAUCUGAAAACCUACAAUAGCAUACCUGCCAAGUCUCCUGUUUUUUAACAAAGACACCCGUAUUUUGCGACUCUGUCCUAUUAUCCCGUAUAUUCUCAAAUUUCUCUGAAUUUAUUGAAGAAAUUUAAAAUUUUGGCAAUAAAAUAUCCGCUAAUGGCAAAAAUACUUCGUAUUUCUCAACAGAUGAUGCUGUUGCCAGUACUGCCAUGUGUUGAGUGUUUAUAGUUUAAGUAAUUAUAAAUAAUGGUUUAAAAAAAUCUUCUUUAGAUUAAGAUUAAUAUACAUAUUUUUUACUUCGCUAAAUGUAAGUGCUUAUGUUAUUUCCAAUUUUGACUUCCAUGAUUAUGCAUAAAACAUUUUUUAAAGAUUUGUUGUUUUGUGCAAAUUUUUAUAUUUGGUAUUAGCAUUAUUAUUAAUCUUUGUAUGUUAUGUAUAAUAAAUGAGGUAUUUAAUUUA
Parasteatoda tepidariorum (common house spider) is the source of this 7078-nucleotide messenger RNA. RefSeq names its product structural maintenance of chromosomes protein 4. Gene Ontology annotation, biological process: mitotic chromosome condensation. Gene Ontology annotation, cellular component: chromosome; condensin complex. Gene Ontology annotation, molecular function: ATP binding; protein binding; ATP hydrolysis activity. NCBI's taxonomy places the organism in Eukaryota, Metazoa, Arthropoda, Arachnida, Araneae, Theridiidae. The record is from RefSeq and is a predicted model, not a curated record.